Dermacentor andersoni is the source of this 949-nucleotide messenger RNA. Lineage: Eukaryota; Metazoa; Arthropoda; Arachnida; Ixodida; Ixodidae. The record is from RefSeq and is a predicted model, not a curated record.
UGCAACGUAAGCGGACUUACUUUCCACGACUUUUCCUUGGGCUCCUGCAGUUGAAAGCGUAUUGCCCACAAUCAGCACUUGUCAAGAAAACAUCAACUAUUUAAAUAUCUAAAAGCCGCUUCUAUAAGACUUCAGGUACCGGCACAAGAAGAUCAGUACUUGCGAGCUGCAAUAUGGAAGAACAAGUUCUGAAGGUUUCUUUUUUGGCUGCUUUAAUUACCAGCAUUAUGUGUGGACGAGGCCCUGCUUCAACUCCCACCUACUUGAAUAUUGCACAGUUCUACAAUAACCAGGGAGCAUUAUGGACACUUCAGUCGCAAACGACAACUGGGCAACAAGGCGUUGCAUGUUUGGUAUACAGUAUCGAGGAUGCCUCUCAAGUAUCGUUCAACUUUAAGCAGAUCUUUUAUGUGAAUGGCGAAAGAACUGAAUGGAACAUGCAAGGAAAAUUUCUAGAAUCGCCGGCUAGAAGGCGAAGUAAUAUUUACGAUAUAUUGAAGGUUACCCCGCCUGCAGGUCAGUAUCCCUUCUCCGAGUAUCUGGUGUACAAGAACAGUGAGAUGGAUUGUGGCGUCUUCUUCAUAUGGAACAGCGUUGGUCAUGCAGGUAAAGCACAAAGGAAAUGAAGAAAAAAGGAAGCUGCGGCUAACCAGCUGCGUCUACUCCCUGGAAUGCGCUGCAGUACGUGGCUGGAAACACAUCGUAGACGGGCGCACAUUUGUGGCACACAACACAUGGGACACAUGCACACUGCAUACACAUGUGGUCUUGUCUUCUUUUAGGAAUCUUCGUGGCCCCCAGAUAAACACACAAAGCACGGACGAGGUGAGCGCAACCCACGCACAUUUAACACACCGACACAAUAGCAAUUGCGGACGACACGGAUGUAACCUGCACCACACGAGUGAUGAAACCUCGUAGAUUAGAUGCUUUCCGACUGAAACAGUUA